This is a messenger RNA of Cyclopterus lumpus (lumpfish), 2141 nucleotides long. RefSeq names its product glucose-induced degradation protein 8-B homolog. The record is from RefSeq and is a predicted model, not a curated record. Gene Ontology annotation, cellular component: cytoplasm; nucleus. NCBI's taxonomy places the organism in Eukaryota, Metazoa, Chordata, Actinopteri, Perciformes, Cyclopteridae. Gene Ontology annotation, biological process: proteasome-mediated ubiquitin-dependent protein catabolic process; positive regulation of canonical Wnt signaling pathway. The coding region runs from base 181 to 867 and encodes 228 amino acids. Gene Ontology annotation, molecular function: protein binding. The transcript has 5 exons.
UUUAUCACGUUAGCUCGGUUAGUUAGCUAGCCGCGAAAACCUUGUCUGUGUACCCUGCGUUUUACACUUUUAUUCUUAAAAGCACUGAGAGGACAUUCCGCGUUUCUUUUGGGAUUAGUGUCUCCUCGCGCCUGUACGAACGGAUAAUCGCCGGACCCCGUGUUUGCACGAAUCCCAACGAUGAGUUAUGCUGAAAAGCCAGAAGACAUCACAAAAGAAGAAUGGAUGGACAAAUUAAACAAUGUUCACAUACAGAGGGCGGACAUGAAUCGGCUCAUUAUGAAUUACCUGGUGACAGAGGGUUUCAAAGAAGCUGCAGAGAAAUUUCGGAUGGAGUCUGGGAUCGAGCCAAGCGUGGACCUGGACUCUUUGGAUGAAAGGAUAAAGAUUAGAGAGAUGAUCCUGAAGGGACAGAUACAGGAAGCUAUUGCACUCAUCAACAGCCUACACCCAGAGCUGCUGGACACCAAUCGAUACUUGUAUUUUCAUCUGCAGCAGCAACAUUUGAUUGAGUUAAUCAGGCUAAGGGAGACUGAGUCAGCGCUGGAGUUUGCCCAGACACAGUUGGCUGAGCAGGGAGAGGAGAGCCGCGACUGUCUGACAGAGAUGGAGAGAACACUAGCCCUUCUGGCCUUUGACAACCCAGAAGAGUCGCCCUUUGGGGACCUGCUCAAUAUGAUGCAGCGGCAAAAGGUGUGGAGUGAGGUGAACCAAGCUGUGCUGGACUAUGAAAACAGGGAGUCAACGCCCAAACUGGCUAAACUCCUGAAGUUACUGCUGUGGGCACAGAAUGAGCUGGACCAGAAGAAGGUGAAAUAUCCCAAAAUGACUGACCUUAGCUCGGGCACCAUCGAGGACCCCAAGUGAACAGAACAGACAAGAACAACCACCUUCCACAUCCCCUUAAUUUAUGAUCAGUCAGUGACUGUGUGACAACCAGGUAACAUAUAUGUAUAAACAAAUGCUACAUUGUUAGUUUUUUUCAUGUUUCAUUCAUGAGAGAUAAAACGUAACUUUUUGUUCAAACUGUAAAUUGCUGUAUUUGCAAAUUGACGGAAAUUAUAUAAGUACUGAUCCUGGAUUUUUAGAUCUUGGAGACGACAAAAUUAAAAUUGCUGUUUUAUAUUUUGUCUUUCUAAAGCUUAAGCCGAUAGUAUUAUUCAUUGUAACCAUUCUCCCCACCAAGACUUCAUUUUGAGAGAGCGAGAGAAUAAAAUAAAUGAACAUGUUAAAUACUUUGGCGCGUAGAGCCAAAUUCUGGUCUCCCCAGAGUGAGAGGGGGGUAAACUGGUUUAAACAAGAGUCUAGAUAGUUUCAAAUCAGAACUAAGUUCAAAAUUGAAAUUUCGUACACAAAAUGUGAGUAUUUUUCAAUUUUUAAAUGGAAAGCUACGCAAAUUAAUGUAAUAUAGUUUUAAAUAUUAUAAUAUUUUAUGAUUUAUGUCACAAAGCAAGAGUCUAGAUGGUUUCAAAUCAGAACUAACUUCAAAAUUCAAAUGUCGUACACGAAAUGUGAGUAUUUUUCAAUUUAAAUGGAAAGAUACGCAAAUUAAUGUAAUAUAGUUUUAUUAUUAUACUAUGUUGUGAUUUAUUUUACCUUUUACAAUAUGUCUAUAGGGUGAACUGCCUUGCAAAACGAUAAUGUUGUGUGUGUGUUGAGAGACUGAUAACCGUCCUGACUUGAAAUCAGUGAUGGCUUCCGUACUGAGGUUUAGCGCCCUCGGCCUUUUCUGAGCCGACAGCGUGCGACAUGCUCCAAAUGAAAGUGUUUGUUUGGUUUCAUGUUACAAGAGAUUACAAUAAUGUUCAAGCAAUGCCAUUGAUGGAGGAUUUAUAUGUAGCUUGAGAGGAAGGGCUGCUCCGAUCAAGAGAUGCUAAUGAGUAAUGGUGCCAAUGACCACUUUGUAGGAUGAAAACUCUCAUUCUCUAUUCAUACUGAAACUGAUGAAUUAUUUUUAUUUUGUUUUUGUUUUAAAUAAUUAAUGAGCAAAUGCAUUGACAUUUUGAAUCUGAACAGGCAUUUUGAAAAAGUCGCAGAACUUGUCAUUCAUUUUGCCACUUUUAAAGCCGUUAAUAUUUUUUACUUUGACUGCACGUAAAUGUAUUUUCUUUUUCAAUGGGGAAAUGCUCUUGCGCUUGUUU